GGCUGGGUCUCAGCUGCUGUGGUCUGAACGUCAGUCGUGCAGACAGAGAGACACAACUGGACGCCCCCACUUCCGCUUCCUCUUGGCGCCGCCCAGCUCGGCCAAGGAAGGCAAGGGGAUUAAAACACCUCACGAGGUUGCGUACGGCCGUUUCAUUCCAAGCGCCGUAUCCGCCACGACCGCCACUCUCUCUUUAGCCCACGCGCCAUCAUGAGCGCGUCCUGGGACUCGGAUCUGUCCUCGAUCAUCGAGAAGACCAACAACAACCUCAAGCUACUGCGCAAGAUCGGCGACAAGCCGCAAGUGCGAUCGCCCGAUGUGUCUGUGACUGCUGCUGGCCACCCGUCGGCCCGCCCUCGCGCGUUUGUCGGCGCUCAAGAUGACGCCGGGUCGACCUCGUCGCGUGGCUCGGCCCGCCCUCGCGCCUUUAUCCGUGGCGAUGACGACACAAGCUCCAUGGGCUCCCACGGGUCUGCGCGUCCCAAGGCUUAUGUUCGAGGGGACGACGAUACGGGCUCUAUGGGCUCGCACACGUCUGGCCGUCCCAAGGCUUUUAUCCGCACGGACGACGACUCGGGCUCCGUGUCGUCAAGAGCUUCGGCCAGACCCAAGGCCUUCAUCCGGCCCGAUGAUGAUGCGGGUUCUGCGUCCUCCAGAGCUUCGGCCCGACCCAAGGCCUUCAUCCGCGCGGACGAUGACAGCGGUUCCGUGUCUUCAAGAGCCUCGGCCAGACCCAAGGCCUUUAUCCGAGGAGAUGACGACACGGGCUCCAUGUCGUCGCGCUCCUCUGCUCGGCCCAAGGCUUUCGUCCGCGGCGACGACGAUACUGGAUCCAUGAACAGCAACCAGGGCCUCGGCCGCUCCCGUCUUGACUCUGGCAGCAGCUCCGGCCGCCCGCAUGUGGGUAUCGCCGGUGGCGGCGGCUUGACGGCCGCCAUGUUGCAGCAACAUCGGGCCACUGCCGCUGGUGGCACUGGCCUGGGAAUGGCCGACUUGAAUGCACAACGCUCACGCUUCGACCUGGACGAGACGCGCUCCAUGAGUGGCGUGUCGGCCUCCCGUCUCAGACGUCCGCUUGGUGCCAACGGCCGCGUCCCGCACGCUCGGCCACUUGGUGCCAGCAUGGGCCCUCGUAUUCGUGUUCCCGACGCCGACAUCCCCAGCGACAUCCCGAACCACGUGGUGGACGAGAUCAAGAAGAGUCUGGAGACUCAUUUCGCCUCUCGCAAUGGCGCAGUGGACAAGAAGGUGGCCGACUUACGUACAGACGUGGCCGGCCUGACUACACAGACAUCCUCGCUCAGCUCGCAGAUCUCGGAGCUGCGCGACGCUGUACUGGUGUCUGCUAACAGCGCAUCGUCGGCCAACGCCCCGGCCAUCUCGGACCCGAAGAUCUUUGCCAGUGUCCAAGCCAAUGCCGCAGCUAUCGCUCGCCUUGAAGAGCACAGCGCUGACCUGUUGGGCCGGAAAGUGAGUGUGGACCGCGAGCUGGCGGAACUCGGCUCUCGAGUCAAGUCGAUGUCGUCCGCGACCAUGAAGAUCUCGACGCUGGAGGACAACAUCGAGGCGCUCGUAGCUAACCGACAGAAACAGGAGCAAGGAUUGUUCAAGCUUGCAGACAGAGUGCAGCUGAUGCAUCGCCAGAUGGGCAGUCUAGUGGACAUGAAGGCUGUGGAGAACUUGCUGAGCAUUCGACUGACGCGCGAGUUCCGUGAGAUGGAGGAUCGACUGGCCCAGAAUGUCAUGCGCAUGGCGGAGAAGAUGGAGCAGAAGGUGCAGAGCAUGGAGAAGCAGUCGUUCUCGCAGCGUCAGGAGAGUCUGGCCGCGCUCAAGAACGAUUUGACGGACGACAUUCAGCGUCUCCAGAGCUCGGCCCUGCGUAAGAGCGACUUGGUGCCGCUUCAGAACGCUCAGACGCAGAGCAAGGAGGAUCUGGCCCAGUUGUCUAGUGCCUUGGACCGUCAGGAGAAGAAACUGCAGGACGCCAAGGUGGCUAACUCCACACUGCGUGACGAGCUGGCCGAUGCUCGCACGGAGCUGAACAAGGCACUACAGAGCCAGCAACGUAGCGCUUCGGCCCUGCUGGAAGAGAAACUGGAGCAGAUCACGACCAAGAACAAGGAAAAAUCCACCAAGUUUGACGACCAGCUGUCGGAGCUGGCCAAGAAGCAGAAAAAGCUCGAGGAGGCCACGAAAACGCUGCAGGAAACGAUGACCCAGGUGAAGGCCGAGGCCGGCCAGCGCUGGAGCCGCAGCUCGGCCGACAGGGAGGAGGAGAACGACAAACUGCGUCAACGUCUGGCCCGCUCUGUCGCUGAGCUUGAGGCUCUGGCCACCACCAAGGCCGACGUGGAGCGUCGCUUUGCUAGUGAGGAGCAGCAGUUCCAGGCGAGAUUGAAGGAGCUUCGUACGACGCUGACUGAGACGGAGAAGCAGAAGGAAGCGCAGCGCCUGGAACUUAUGCAGAAGCUGCAAGAGGAGAGCAAAUUGAUGGGCGUGGCGCAAGGCAAGAACUCGCUGUUGGAGACCUUGUUGGCUCGUGAAAAGGCUGAGAACGAGGAGAAGAACGAGCUGGUACGUAAGUCCAAGAAGGAAGUGACCGAGGUUCGCGAGCAGAUCCGUAAUCUGGAAAGUGAGAAGGAGAAGAAGGUCCGUCAGUUGACGUCGGAGCUGCAGGCCAAGCAGACGCAGGUUGGACUGCUGACCAAGACUCUGAAGCGUAUCGAAACGGCUUCGGCGAAGAUGCUGGAUCUGUCCAAGCGGGAGGCCAAGACUGUGCGUCGUGUGAAGGCUACGAAGGAGCAUGAGUUGUUCAUUGCGCAGCUGAAGCUUAAGGAAAUGGAGCGUGUGGCUCAGGCUCUGCAGAAUGGCGACGAGAUGAAGAAGCAGGCGGCGCUUACUGCUGCCAGCACGGAAGAGCGCAAGGAACUGGAGAAACUGCUGCUUGAGAGCCAACUGGAGAAGGACGAACUGAAGCAGGAGCUGGAGGAGAUGACGGAGGAGUUCAACGCGGCCAAGGAGAGUCAGAAGGUGAUCAUGGAGGACACCAUCACCAAGCUAUCGAGCGACUACGACGAGAAGAUCAGCGAUCUCAAACAGCAGAUCUCAGACAAGGAACAGGCCAUGCGUCAACUGCGCGACACGCUUGUGGAGAAGAGCAACUUGGACGCGCUUGAAGACGAGUUGGCAGCACUCAAGGACGAGAAGAACGACUUGCUGGAGCAGAUCCAGCGCGCCCAGAUCGAGCACGAGCGUGUGACGCUCAAGACUGAGACGAAUCUACGUCUGGAGCAUGCGACGGAGUUCGCUGCGAUGAAGUCCAAGUACGAGGAACGUAUCUCGGAGCUUGAAGCCGCUAAGACUGAGCUUGAAACGACCAAGGCGACGAUCGCAGAGCUGGAGAAGUCGCUGGAGGAGCAGGAAGCGCUGCACCAGCGUGAAGUGUCGACUCUGACGACUGAGAUUAAGGAGGCUCGUGCCAAGAUUGACGAGUGCACAGCCCAGAUUCUGGACCUUGAAGAGACGAAGACUCGUCUGGAAGGCGAGGUCUCUCAGAUGGAGGCUAACAUUGGCGGUGCAUCGGCCGAGAAGGAAGAAGAACUGGAAGCGAUCAAGAGCCAGAUGCAGGCUGAAGUCGAGAAACUUCGUGCUGAGCUCGCCGAAGUGUCGAGUGCGCUGGAGGAGAAGCAGACGCAGCUCAAGGAGGCAAAGCAGUCGGAUGAAGCCAACCGCCAGCGUCUGGUGGAGAUGGCCAUGGCUCAGGAAGAGAUGCAGAGUCGCUACGUUGCCCAGAUCGACUCGCUCACAUUGAAGCUCAACCAGGAGCGUGAGAGCUCUCGUGCUCGUGAACAGGACUUGGAAGACACAAUUGACAAGCUGAAUGCUGACGUGAAGAUGCUCAAGACCGAGUCGAGCAAGGAGCUGGAGGCUGCUCGUGCUGAACUGACCGACCAGAUGACCGAGUUGACGACGACACUGAAGGCUUCGCAGUACCGAGAGCAGCAGUUGCAGUCGCGUCUUAAGCGUAUUCUGGAGGAGCUGGUGCAGGCCGCGAACGCCUCGGGAGAGAACGAAGUGGCCGAGGAUACAGAGAUGAGCGACGACGAGGCCAUCACGCACCACCUAGACACGUUGUACGCCACGCACCGCCGCACUGCGCACGAGUUGGAGCGUCUCCAGGCCGAGUACGAGUUGACUGUGAAGCAGGCGGCUGCCGACAGCGCUACUGCUCAGGAGCUGGACAACCAGGUAAAGGAGCACGUAACGCAGAUCAAGGAGCUGGAGUCGGUCGUAGAACAGCUUCGUGAAGAGCUGAAGGAGCAGUACCACAAGUCUGCUAUCAUCGCCAAGGGGUCUGACGAGUUCAGUGAAGAGAUGGCGUCUCUGCGUGAGGAGAAGCGUCAACUGGAGCGUCAGCUGCAGGAGGAAGAGAAGGACCGUGAGAAACGCGAAGUGUCGUACCAGAGGAAAACGGAGAUGAAGGAACGAGAAGUCGAGGAGCUCCGGAACGAGAACAAGACGCUGACGGCUGCUGUGGCUGCUGUCCGCGAGAAGAUCCGUGCAGUUGAGAACGUCAAGUACAACGACCUGGGCGAGCUGCAGAAGCAGCUCAAGGACCUUGAAGAACGCACGGCAGCGCUCCAACCGGACGAGAAGAACGUGGCCAACUUGGAGCAGAGCUUCACUGCUACUCGUCAGGAGAUUGUGACGCUGACUGCUGAAGUGCAGUCUCUGUACCAGAAGCUAACGGCCUGCUGUGGUAUCAUGGAGUGGAGUGAGCUUCGUGCCAGUGUCUUUGACGAAGAAGAGAAACUGAGUCGUGUGCGCUCGGAGAAUGCUCGUGAAUUGGCCAAGGUCCAGUCGGUAGAGCAGGAAGUGCUGACAAAUGCUGAGUUCCUGAACGCUUUGCUAGUCGCACAUGGAUCGACGGGAGGCGAUGAAGACCUGCUGAAUGAUUUCCGAUGGAUGCAGAAGUACGCGUCUAUUGCUCCUGAGAUUGUGGAGAAACUCCGGAAGGUGGAGUCGCGAUUACGAGACGCGGUGUUGGAUCUGCCUGAUGGUCCGAACACGCAGGCUGCCCGACCUCCUAACUCUCAGAGAUCGGCGGUGGACGGCGCUGCGAUCGCCCAGGCGCUCGAGAAGGCGAGGGAGGAUUACUUUAGUGAGACGUCGGAUGCGGCUGACGAAGACAAGCUCGACGUGGAUCAGCCUGAUGUGGAGCAGGAGGGUCUUGUGGACCAGGAAGAAGGUGCGAGUCAUGACAGUGUGGAUGUGGAUGAGCAGAGUUCAAUUGGCGCUAUGAGUCAUGAGGAAUCUGGAACUUGUGCUGAUGAAUUGGGGGUCGCUGAACAUGUUGUGCAUGAUGAGCAGGAAAGAAGCCGUGAGGAGCAGCUUGAUGAAGAGUUGAGCGUCAAGCAGGAUAGGAACGAUGACGAUGUCGAUGGACUAGAGUCGGAGACGCCCAAGAUUCAGGCCAAGGGCUUUAGUGGCGGUGGCGGGGAAGGCGGCAUGGAUGAAGUGGAGAGGCUGAUGCUGGAGCGCUCUAGUAAACAGGUGAACCCACGUAUUGAUAAUGAAUGUGAUGAUAGUGAUGAAUUUGCUACAACGAACGUGCAUGAGACCGAAGAGCAGUCGGCUGCAGUAACUGAUGAGUAUGAUUCAAACACUGAAUUUGUUGAGCAAGCUGAAUUGAGCGCAGUGGAGGGGAAUGAACUGGAUCCACUUGAGGAGAGUUCGUUUGACAAUGCCAUGAUUUCGGCGUUAGAAAGUAGAGAAUCCUCCUACUCAACGUUGAGCACGCAUGCAGUCAAGGUAAAUGAGGUAGAAGCUGAUCUGUCCGACUCGGAAAGUCACGUUGUGCCGGACGCUAUUGCGGAGAGCUCGUUUGAAGACUCGAAUGAUGAAGCCAGAGAUACUUGUGACCCUGUAGCGGAUAAUGCUUCGGUAGAGUUGACACCGGCUGCUCAUAAUUCUGAUGGCGAUGCAAUUUCUGGCGGUGAGGUUUCUCUCGAGAGUACCAACAAGCCAGAGGUUGUUGCCAAUGUUAAGGACACGACAUUACCUUCAGAGCAACCAUCGUCAGGUACACUAAGUUCUUAUCAAGCUGAGGUGCGAAGUGACGAAAAACUUGAUCAACUUGAAAGUAAUGAGCUAGGAGAGUCAUCGGAAAGCACGACUGCGUGUACUGCUGGUGUAGGUAAUGCAUUGAAGGAAUCGGUAACUAGUGUGGCAAAUAAUGAGCUGGAGAACUCAGAUGAUGAGGAAAACACAUUAGAAGGAAGUUUACGAAGGGUGAGGAGAGUUGUGAUUGAGCAGGAAGAGGAUAAUGAACUGUCGUCGACUUUGAGGAGACCUACAUUGGCAGAUUCGGAUGAAGAGGAGCAUUGUUUAGAAGAAUCCGUGGAGAACGUCGAGUCCCAUUCUCUUCAUAAGGAUAAUGGCUUGGAGGAAUCAACCGUCACCUUAGACCGAAGCGCCUUAGUUGAGGAAAAUGAACUGGAACAAUCCGCGCCAAGUAUCGUGAGUGAUGAAAUAAAUGCCUUGGAAGAAUCGACAUCAAGUAGGCAGAGUAAUGAAGACAAGGCGUUAAAUGACAUAAUUCCGAGGAUGAACAAGGUUGAGAUUAAGCAACUUGAUGCGAGUAACUCAUUAGAAGAAUCAUCUGCAAGUAUGAAUGAGGAUACUGCUGCGGACAACUUACACACCUACGAAACCAGUGUGCUAGAAGAAUCAUCAUCAAACGUGGAUAACACGGCAGAAAUACAUGAAGAUGGGGAGGAUAGCGUUUUGGAAGAGUCCUCCUCAAGUCUGGCAAGUGAGUUACAAAGGAAUAACAGUGAGAAUUGCCCUGAUAGAGCCUCAAGUAGACAGACGUACGAUGAUUCUCUAGCAGUGCAGAGUGACGACGACGACAAUCCCUCUGAUCGAGGCGCAGUAGUUAAUUCACCGCUCGAUAAUUCAUUCGACACAGACAUACAGCCACAUAUCGACGACGAAGCUGAUAUACGUCGUGAAGCAGAGCCGAUUAAGCAUCAAGAAGACGAAGACGAGUGCUCCGAAGAGCAACUUCGAGCUGCAGAAUACUCGCUGGAUAGACAGUCAGCACCAGAAAGCUAUGACGAAGAUGCCGGCAUCAUUGAAUCUACUCCUGCUCCAGCAAUGGCUCACCGCACGGAGGACGAUGACAGUUCAGAAGAGGAGACGAUUCCUGUGCAAACUCAACCGACAACGGCGGUGACCCUCAGCCGAUUUGGCAUGCGCGCGCGUCACUUACACCUUGAAGAAGACGAUGAAACAGACGCAGUUGAACGCUUACUUCUGAAUCAAAAUGCUUCCAUCAUGCAAAACACGCAGCAACAGUACGAUCGGUCCACCAGACCUUCAGCUACGAAUGAUGAUGACGAGUUUGGAGAAUCUUCCUUGCAGUCACGAGGUGAUGACCACGAAGAGAUUGGAGAGGAUUCUAUUUGGUCACGUGAAGGCCCCGAUAAGUGUGAAGACAAAUUGACUAGGUCACGUGAUAGUGCAACCGAUGAGCAAGCGAUCAAUAACAAAGAAUCACUCACAGGUGUGGUGAGGGACACGCUCGCGGAUGAAUACCAAGAUGGCCAUACAUCGGAAACAAUGUCGUCUACUAUGAGGAGGGCAGUUGCUGAGGAAAAGUCGUUAGAAGAUUCUGCUACAAGUUUAAAGAAUACCGAAGCCAAGUUCAUUCUCGACGAUAACGAAUUGGGACAAUCAGCAGCAAGUAGUGCGAGUGGUGAUCACGCGGAGGAUCUGGAAGACUCAACAUCAAGUAUGCGGAGUUUCUCGCAACGUGACGGAGACAAUCACCUUGAUGAUCGCAAUGCAGCAGAUGACGUACAUACCUACAGAACCGAUGCAUUGGAUGAUCCACUGGAAGAAUCUGAAGGCAGCGUGGAGAAAGUUGGACCGAUUGAACCACUUGAUGAAGGUGGAGCGCUUGAAUAUUUCUCAUCAAGCUUGGGUAACUCCGCAUUUGGGUAUGAAGGGGGCGACGGUAGCGCUUUCGAAGAGUCAUCAUCAACAAGUCUAACAAGUGAAAAGUCUGACGAUGAUAGAGCCUCUAGUAGACGUAGGCACGAACUGCAGAGUGACAUGGCCAAUGAUCACGGCGCAGUAGUUAUUUCCAGGCCGAAUCAACUCGAAAGUUCAUUUGACGCUGAUGUGCAAUCAGUUUCCGAUGACGAAGCUAGUUCAGAGGUAUCCAUACAGCCGGUUAAGCGCCAAGAAGGUGAAGAUAAAUGGUCUCAAGAGCAAGCAGAACACUCGCUACAUAGACCGAUAGUUCGAGAAGACGAUCGCGACGCAGAUGUCCGUACAUCAACCAUGACAUUCCUGUUGGAGAAAGACGACAGCUCAGAGGAGGAGACGAUGCCUGUGCAAACUCAACCGAUAACUGCAGCGAGUUUGAGCCGAUUUGGCAUGGCUACCAGUCAUCUACACCUAGAAGAAGACGAUGAGAUGGACGAUAUUGAACGCCUGCUGUUGGAUCAAAGUGCGUCCAGCAUGCAAAAGUCACAUCGACAAUCUGGUCGAUCCACUAGACCUGCUGCUGCGGACGAUGAGUUUAAAGGGUCUUCUUUGCACUCACCAGGCGAGUUUGGAGAGGAUUCCUUUCGCUCACGUAAAGGAACCGAUGAAUUUGAAGGCAGAUUGAGUAGGUCAGGGGACAACGAGUUCGAUGAACAAUUGGUCCUCGACAAAGAAUCGUCUAUAGGCGUGAAGAGAAACACACUUGUUGACGAAGAUGUAGAGGACAAUACAGCGGGAGUAUUUUCGUCUACUAUGCGGAGGACAGCAUCAGAAAACGUAGCUGAUGAUGAUAAUUCGUUAAAAGAAUCUCCAUCAAGCUUAAAAAAUGUCGAAACCAAUGAGGAUAACGAAUUGGAACAAUCAGUACGUAGUGCGAGUGGUGAUCACGCAGAGAAUCUGGAAGAAUCAACAUCAAGUAUGCGGAGUAUCACGCAGCGUGACGAAGAAAGUGAGCUCGAUAAGCAGCUUGAUGCACAUAACGCAGCUGGUGGCGUACACACCAAUACAUUGGAUCAUUCACUGAACGAAUCUGAAGCAAAUGAGGAGAGAGAUGGAUCGAUGGAGCCAUUUGAUGAGGCUGGAGCGCUUGAACAUUCCACAUCAAGCAUGGAUAACACCGCCGUUGAGUAUGAAGGGGAUGACGAUAGCGUUUUGGAAGAAUCAUCGUCAAGUCUGGUCUCAAGUAAGCACGCGCACAAUGAACUGCAGAGUGGUGAGGACGACGAUCACCACCCAGUAGUUAUUUCCAGGCCAAAUCCAUUCGAAAGUUCAUUCGACGCUGAUAUGCAGUCAGAUUUCGAUGAUGAAGCUAGUUCAGAGAUAUCUACACAGCCGGUUAAACGCCAAGAAGGAGGUAAGGAAGAAAAGUCUGAAGAGCAGCUUCGAGUGGGUAGACCGGUACUAGCAGAGGACGAUCACGAUGCAGAUGAAGACGAGAGUUCGGAAGACGAGGCGAUGCCUGUUCAAGCCCCGAUAUUGUCAGCAUCACUGGGUCGAUUUGGCAUGGCUACCCGACGUCUACACCUAGAAGAAGAUGAUGAAAUGGAUGAUAUUGAAGGUCUGCUAUUGGACCAAAGUGCAUCCAGCAUGCAACAGAGACGACAACAACCUGGCCGGUUCGGUAAAGAAACAACUACGGACGAUGACGAUGACGAGUUUGAUGAAAAUACCAUUCGUUCACGUGAAGACGAAGAGAAUUCGUUAGAUGAAUCAGCUACCUUGAAAAACGUUGACACCAGGUCUCUCCAUGAGGAUACCUUGGCCUUGGACACAUUCGCCAUCUUAAACCGAGACACUUUAGCUGAAGAAGAGGAGCAAUCCGCAGCGAGUAUCACAAGUGGAGAUCGACUUGAGGAUAGUAAUGCCUUCGAAGACUCGAUAUCCAGUAAUACCGCAGAAGCAUAUCAAUACGACGAAGGUAGUGCUUUAGAAGAGUCCUCAUCAAGCCGGUCACGGGAGACUUACAAUGAGAAUCUCACACAUAGAGCCUCAAGUGGACGAAACACGCACGAUGAAUUUCUCGCACCACAAAAUGGCGACGACAGUCGUGCUGAUCAAGCCGCAGCUGUCAGUUCCCAGCCUAAUGUACUUGAGAGUUCAUUCGACGCAGACAUGCAGUCAGAUAGUGAUGAAGAAGUAGCAGAACGUUCGAUGGGAGACGAUCACGACACUGAAGACACCGUUGAAUCUGCUUCUACUAAACCAAUGUCACUCCGCAUGGAGGAAGACGAAAGUUCAGAUGAGGAAACGAUGCCUGUGCAAACCCAACCAGUAUUGUCAACACGCUUGAGCCGAUUUGGUAUGAGUACCCGUCGCCUAAAUCUUGAAGAAAGUGAUGAAAUGGAUGAGAUUGAACGCUUGCUUUUGGACCAAAGUGCAUCCAGCUUGGAAAAGAGACAACAACAGUCUAGCAGAUUCCCUAGAUCUACGGCUAUGGAUGAUGACGAUGAGUUUGGAGAAUCAUCUCUGCAGUCACGAGGUGAUGACGACAACGAGUUUGGUGAGAACUCCAUUCGUUCCCGCGAAGACAGUGAGUAUGAAUCCGAGUCAACUAGGUCACGUAGUAACGAAUAUGAACGAACGGUCCAACACGACGAAGAAACACGACGCCAACAAGAUAAUCGAUUCACUGGACUUAGUAGACACCAUUCCAGCGAAGACGCCGGUGAGUUUGGGGAAAUAUCCCGAGAGUCAAAUGGCGAUGACGAUGGCGAGUUUGGAGAGGAAAACGUUAAAGCUAUUUCACUCCAUGACGACACUGCUUUGGAAAGAUCGACCGCCAGAGUAAACGAAGAAACGUUAGGUGACGCUUUUGACGAGGAUAAUGAGUUGGAACAAUCGGCAGCAAGUAAGGCGAGCAGCCAUCACGUUGAGGAUAUUACUGCCAUCGAACAAUCAACGUCACGCAUGCGGAGGGUUGGGCAGCACGUCGAAGACAAUGCGUCAGGCUCGAAAGUGGCCACGGCUAAGUUCGAUACAAGUAACUCAUUAGACGAAUCAGCUUCACGUUUUACUUCCACUGAUGCUCCACACACCAAUGCGUUGCAACAUUCAGAAGACGACGACGUCAAUGCUUUGGAUGAAUCCUCAUCAAGUCUGGCAAGUAGAUCACGAGAAUACCAUAGCAGGAAUUUCCGUGAUAAAUCUUCAGCUCUGCAUUGCGACGACGACGACCAUCACCUCGAUCGAGUGGCAGAUAAUUCACCUCAACAUCCACUGGAGAGUUCAUUCGACUUGCAGUCAGAUCUCGAAGAUGAAGCUAGUGCAGAGUCCACACAGCAGCUUAAGCACCUAGAAGGUUGGGGUGAGCGGCGUGACGAGCAUUUGCAUGGUAGAUUGGCCGGAGAAGACGAAAAUGACGCAGAUUACAACGAAUCUGCUCCAGCCAGGAUACUCCACAUGGAGGACGGUGAAAGCUCGGAAGAGGAGACAAUGCCUGUGCAAACCCAACCAGUAUUGUCAACACACUUGAGCCGAUUUGGUAUGAGUACCCGUCGCCUAAAUCUUGAAGAAAGUGAUGAAAUGGAUGAGAUUGAACGCUUGCUUUUGGACCAAAGUGCAUCCAGCUUGGAAAAGAGACAACAACAGUCUAGCAGAUUCCCUAGAUCUACGGCUAUGGAUGAUGACGAUGAGUUUGGAGAAUCAUCUCUGCAGUCACGAGGUGAUGACGACAACGAGUUUGGUGAGAACUCCAUUCGUUCCCGUGAAGAUCCCAACGAGUUUGAAGACGAAUCGGCUGCUAGUAGCUCGCUGGACAAUAACCGAUCGAAUCAAAUUGAUGAAGCACAACGUCAACAAGCUCAUCGAUUUACUAGACGCACUAGACACCAUGGUACCGAUGAAGAAGAUGAAUUUGGCGCUUCGUCCAUCCGAUCGAGAGCACACCACGACGAGUUCGUCGAGACAACGAAAUCUCAAGAGGAAGACGAAUUCGGCGAGGCUUCGAUCAGAUCCAGGUCAUGUGAGGAGGAUGAAUUCGGGGAAGUUUCCCUCACAUCUCGUGAAGGCAUGCCCAUUCAAAUGUCUAACGAUUCCAGACUACCUGAAGAAGGUAGAUUCGGUAGUUCAAGCCGAUCCGACGUGCGCGAAACGAACGACCUGAGCCAAGCAUUGAGCAGCUUACGGGGUGAUCCUGAUCUUGUUAGCGCAUAUCCGCGCGAAGAGAACGAAGAUGGAUCACGCGAAGAAGAAGAAUUUGGCGAGACAUCUUUCCAUAGCGGAUCGUAUGAAGACGACGACUUUGGUGAGAUUUCAAUCCCGCUACAAGAAGAUACAGGGAUCCCGCCAGCCCCUUCGCGUUUGCUUAGUGCACCCGUUGUCGGGCGCGCUGACAGAGGAUUGGUCUACCACGACGGCUUGAUGAACUCGCCGUUGAAAUCACCAAGAACCACGACGACAGGAGCUCAUGAUGACAGCACUAAUGAGGCAGAACAUGACUAUAUGGAUGAUUCCUUUGACCUGGACGAGUCGCUGGAGGAGGAAGACGAUGAAAGAGACGUAUAAGCGUUCGCACCAUCUUAACGAUCCAAUACAAAUGCAGUUUAGUAUUAUACUUGAUCUCGUCAGCGACGAUAAGCGUUAGCACCGACAAAAGGCGGUGCACCAGGCUCUUGACUUUCGAGUAAAAGCUUCCGGUAUCUGUCCUGAGACUCAGCUCCAAGCAGACCGCCGAACUUGACCUGACCGACACCUGAUCCCAUUGCAACGGCAUUCAGCACCUCAGCAUCUGCACCUGGUUGUCCAGCUGAAGCCCCUAAGAUCACAGCA
Phytophthora nicotianae INRA-310 is the source of this 12822-nucleotide messenger RNA. RefSeq lists its product as hypothetical. The coding region runs from base 211 to 12558 and encodes 4115 amino acids. Lineage: Eukaryota; Oomycota; Peronosporomycetes; Peronosporales; Peronosporaceae. The transcript has a single exon. The record is from RefSeq and is a predicted model, not a curated record.